UUUUGAUGUUGUUGGGAAGACGACACACAAACAACAGCCGAUACGAAAGCAGAAGAGGUGUGGAGGAAGGAAGGAGAGGUUGAGGACGUGCGAAGAGAAGCACGCCACCACCAGCCAGAGAGUGUGUGUGGACAAGGACACAAGCAGGAGAAAGAGACAGAGAGCGGUCAGAGAGAGAGAGAGAGAGAGAGAGAGAGGGAGCACGCAACGGCUGCGUGUGUGCGUGUGUGCGUGCGCGUGAGUGGCGUGUGCCUUGAGCAGGGGCGGCACUAUGGCUGGCACGCGGCCACCUGCGUUUGCUGCUCCAUCACGCGGAGCGGUGAAAUUGGAGCUGACAGACUCCCUGUUUGACAACGAAGACGAUGACAACUCCAAGACAAAGAACUUCAAGGUGGUGGUGCGCGUGCGCCCCAUCAUCGAGCGUGAAGAAGGGAAGCCAGAGUGCCUCACCAUCAAGAACGAUCAGAUGGUGCUGAUUGACCGCCCCGCGGAGUUUGGACUAAACAAGACGCACCGAUUUGUGUUUGAUCGCAUCUACACGCCGUCGUCAACGCAGGAGGCACUGUACACAUCUGCCAUCAAGCCCGUGGUGCUGUCCGUGCUGGAGGGGUACAACGGCUCCAUCAUCGCAUAUGGACAGACCGGCACCGGCAAAACGCACACCAUCGAAGGACGCGAGGCUGACCAGCGCGGCAUUAUCCCGCGCGCGGGCGAAGACAUCUUCAACUUUAUUGAGAACGAGAGCGACGCAGACUCGAAGUUUCUCGUCCGCACGUCGUUCCUCCAGAUUUACAACGAGAAGAUUGCAGACUUGCUCAAUCCGGAAGGUUUCAAGAAGCAGGCUGUGGAGAAGAAGCCAAGCCUCAGAAUCAGGGACUCCGGCUCCGACGGCGUGUUCGUGCAGGGCCUGUCCGAACACAUCGUGCGCACACCAUCGGACAUCGUUGAUCUACUGAAACUCGGCACCACCAUGCGCACAACAGCGGCGACAAAGAUGAACCGGGAGUCGAGCCGUUCGCACGCCGUCUUCACCGUCAUUGUGGAACGAUCAGAGACCAACAAGGACUCUGGGGAGUCGAGUGUAACGAUUGGAAAGUUGAAUCUCGUUGAUCUCGCUGGAUCAGAGCGCAUCAAGAGCACAGGCAUUGUGGGCGGUGCGCAACUGGACGAAAUGAAGAACAUCAACACCUCCCUCACCGCUUUCGGAAAGGUGAUUCUGGCGCUGACGUCACCGGGAACGCACCACGUGCCGUAUCGUGACAGCAAACUGACGCGCAUUUUGAAAGGGAGCCUAGGCGGCAAUUGCAAAACGACGAUGAUCACAGCCGUGACGUCAAGCAGCGUUUCGUAUCCAGAGACACUCAACAGCUUCAAGUUUGCCAAACGCGCAAAGAACGUCAAAAACUUUGCCAUGAUCAACCAAGACCUCUCAGAUCAGGCACUGCUGUCGGCGUACGAGAAGGAGAUCAAGAAGCUUCGGCGCGCCCUUGAGUCACAAGGACAGACCAUUGACACGCGCGAGAUGGAAUUGCUGCGACAGCAGCAGCAGACGCUCGCGUCCGAGAAACUGCAGAUUCAGGAUAAACUCAUGGAGCAAGAGGAGGAGGUGGCGCGGGCGCGGGCGGAGAAGGAAACACUUCGAGAGAAAAUCGAUGCGCUGGAGCACCAGCUGCUGCUCGGCGGUGCAAAGAUUGAGGAGAGCCCGGAGUUCCACGCAGCCGUGCAGGAGGCUGAGGAGCGGCUACAGCGGGAGUUUGACGACAAACUGCGGGCACUCGAAGCCGAGAGGCGACGGCUCGACGAAGAAAAGGCCCAGCUCAUGCGCGAACGCACAGAACUCCACAGACAGCGCACAGAGUUCCUUCGCCAACGAACAGACCUCUCAUCAGCAUCCCUCCAACAACAGCAGCACCAGCAGCAGCCAUCACCAACCUCGCCAUCAACGUCUCCUUCGUUUCCAGCACACGAGCACGCGCUUGGCGACCGGGAAGACACGGCGUACAGACAGCUCAUGCGCACCACAGCGUCCAUGGUGGUGGGCGGCGGUGGUGGUGGCGGGUCGACGGACGUCAGCAGUCGACCGUCCAUGGACACGCACUACGAGAACGAUGGCGAUGGUGGCGAUGGUGGUGAUGUUGAACGUCGUGGCACUUAUGGUGCCGUCGCACCUCACCACCAUCACCAUCAUCACCAUCACCAUGGACACCACCACGGCCGCCAUCAGCAUCAGCACAGUCACGGCCGGCACCACCGCCACAGCCACGACGUCCCCGCACACAGCAAACACGACAGGGGUAAGGCAAAGGGGAAACACAAGGCAAAGGGCAAGUCCCCACGCAGGUGGGGUGGGCGGUUGCGACAACGCAGCAGCAGCGACCACGCGAUCCGCGCAAAACACCGCAACGGUGACCACGAUAGUGACGCUGGUGGUGAUGGUGAUGGUGAUGGUGGUGGUGGUGGUGGUGGUGGUGGUGUGCUUCGUGGCGGCAGGAACCGUCAUGCAUCAACGUCAAGCCACAAUGGUGAUCAAGCGUACGACGCUUAUGACGCUUACGAUGAAGAGUAUGAUGAAGACGAAUACAACGACUAUGACGACGACGACGACGAUGAUGAUGGGGUGAACGCAGAGCUAGCGGCUGUUGCGAGCGUGGUACCUGCACCGACGGGCCACAAGACAGUUGGUCGACUGUCGCCAUCACGACUUAUCCCCACCCGCCUCCUUCGCCCGUCCAAUCUCAUUCCUUCACGCUGGCGCAACCGCAGCACCAAGCAGAAGAAGGGCAAGGACGGUGAGGAUGAUGGUGGUGAUGGCGGUGAUGGUGGUGAUGUUGUGGGUGAUGGUGAUGAGAUGAACAGGACGCUGACGCCCAGCAGGACGCGGCCUGGCAUCACGGUUGAAGGCGGCAACAGCGACAGCCAUGCCGAAGCGGAUGGUGGCGAUGGUGGUGGCACUGGCAAUGCAGACGCCGACCACAACCAACACCAGCAGCAGGUACAGCAGCAGCAGCAGAUGCAGAUGCAAGGGCUGAUGACACACCGCCCCCUUCUUCGCGUUCCGGCGCACUUGCGGACAGCGAGGAGUGGCAGUGGCGGGGAGGACAGCGAUGACGCAAGCAGCCACAGUCAUUACGCAAGAACAACACCGGAGCAGUCGUCUGCAGCCAUCAGCCCGGCCACGCUGAGUGCGCGUGAAGGUGACGGCAGUGACCGUGGUGGCAGCGGCAACAGCACAUCGCGAAACGCAUUCGCCUUUGACAACAAUUGCGGUGAUGGCGGUGGUGUCAAUGGUGAUGGUGGCGGUGGUGUUGGAGAUGAAAGUGCUGACAGCACCAACGACGAGCACCAACAACAACAGCGCCACCAACAGCGUCAACAGCACCAACAGCAGCAGCAGCACCAACAGCAGCGUCAGCAGGCGAUGCAAGGGCUGCUGCACAGGCGAUUUGAUCGGCCCAUUCGUCCGACGAGUGGGCGCGCACGCUCAGGCGGACACGGGGAGGAGGCGAGGCAGCGACACGUGGACAAGGAGCGCGAAACGCUCGCCGUGCCUGCAGGCAAACGCCGCGCACACAGCAUGGUGCACACGGAACAGGCUCACGGCGGUGGUGCUGUCAGCGGUGGUGGAGGGUUGCGACAGCAGCAGCAGCAGCAGCAGCAGCAUCCAUCGCCAUCAUCUCCACGCAGAACGUCACCACUCUCAGCGGAACACAGUGGGCUGUCGGCAUCGGACGUCGUCGUGACAGACGCAGAUGUGCCGGACGACGACGAUACACAACCGCUGCAGUCGCUGCAGGUGUACAUGCGCGCACUGCGGGACCCCAACACGGGCAUCCCAACACAGCCGCUGACACUCAACCAUCGUCUGCACCGGCAUGUGUUCACGGGCGAGGCUGCGGCCGGCUGGUUCAUGGCCAAUAUGGAAGGCAUCGACUCGCUCGACAAGGCCCAGGGCAUUGGUGCAAAGUUCCUACAGCUGGGGUUGGUGCGCAGUCUUCAACACAACGUGCAAGAAUUCCGUGUUGGAGCGCAGGACUUAUACCAGUUCACUGCGUUUGACAGCGGCCAAACCGCCGCCCGCCCGCGAUCCACGCUCCAACAACGCGGCCUUGAGGAGCAUCAGGUGUUGUCACCGCCGACACCCGCGCAUGUGCAGGAGCAGCAGCAGCGACCGUCACCACCAGCAAGCAGCCGAACACCAUCGUGCGUUGAUGAUGAUGACACGCAGCCAGAUGAGGGCGCGAGCGAGACGGUGAUGUCGGCGAGCAUGGUGCGAAGUGCCGGUUUCAUGUUCGACGACGCGACGACAGACGACAAUGGCGCAUCGCUGCUGCACAGAGCAGCGGGGCAGGGCGACAAGAUUGCCCUCAAGCAGUUCCUGCAGACCAUUCCUGUUGACAGCUUGGAUGCCCUGGGUCGGUCACCGCUCAUGUACGCGUCAAUCGCCAACAAGAUCAAAGCUGUUGAGAUGCUGCUUCGUGCCGGUGCAGAUGUGAUGUUGACAGACACAAACGGCCGCUCGCCCGUGCUGUGGGCAGCGUACUACGGCCACCACGAGGUGCUGCGGCUGCUGCUUCGCGCUGCCCCCACGGCAGUGAUGCUCUCUGACCCCGAGGGCCGCACAGCCGUACACUGGAGCUGCAAACACGAGAGUACACGCAGCCUCGAUAUCUUGCUCAAGUAUUGCACGCCCGAGGUGCUGAACCACCAGGACGACGAGCACGUGACGGCGCUGCACUGGGCAGUGCUCUGCCAGCACAGCGACCACACGGCACACCUCGUCAAGGCUGGCGCCAGUGUCAGGAUACCAGACACAGAAGGGCGCACCCCCAUCCACUAUGCUGUGUCGAACGACAGCCCGCGGUGUGUGCGCUCGCUGCUGGAAUCGCCCGAGAACGCCGUCAAUAUACGCGACCACCGGGGCCGAACGGCCCUGCAUCUCGCCAUCUCGGCACAGAGCUCACUCGAGGUCAUCACCACGCUGCUCUCGUGCACAAACAUUGACGUCAACUGCACAGACGUCCGCAUGACCACGCCCCUCCACUGGGCUGCGGUGUGCAAUCGACCUGAUGUGUGCAAGGUGCUCGUGCGACGCGGUGCAAAGCUCCAGUUUCGCGACAUUUCGGGCAUGACACCCUUGCAUUAUGCAAUCAACAAGAACUUUCAGGAGUGCGCAUCCACACUGCAGGCGCUUGCAAACGAGCCGGACCGUCCGGCAAGCGGCAGACGACGGCGCUUGCCAUCUGCACGACGACGAAAGUCCCACGCGUGGUCUUGAGAAUGAACAAAGCACACUCGUGCACCAGGUUCUCGGUCUUUGUUCUUCUCGUCGUUGUUUCCUGUCCUUCCUUUUUUGAUGCUUUCUUUGCAGGCUUCAUUUUUUUCCUGUCUUUCUGUUCUGUCUGUUCAUACUUUGCCAAGUGCGCUCUCUGGCGUGCUUGCUUGCAACGAAGCUACUUCAGCUGUUCAUACACCACCAUUACACAAGAUACCACUAUCGCUAUCAUCAUCAUCAGCAGCAGCA
Messenger RNA from Salpingoeca rosetta, 5521 nucleotides. RefSeq names its product KIF5C protein. Gene Ontology annotation, molecular function: microtubule motor activity; ATP binding; microtubule binding. The transcript has 30 exons. Lineage: Eukaryota; Choanoflagellata; Craspedida; Salpingoecidae. The coding region runs from base 272 to 5275 and encodes 1667 amino acids. Gene Ontology annotation, biological process: microtubule-based movement; intracellular signal transduction. The record is from RefSeq and is a predicted model, not a curated record.